Messenger RNA from Capsella rubella, 570 nucleotides. RefSeq names its product ATP-dependent DNA helicase PIF1. NCBI's taxonomy places the organism in Eukaryota, Viridiplantae, Streptophyta, Magnoliopsida, Brassicales, Brassicaceae. The record is from RefSeq and is a predicted model, not a curated record.
AUGGUGUACUUAAAUGCGGACAGUAUUGAUCCGCAGGAUAGCGAGUCGUUGAACAACCCAAUUUUCACUCAAGAUUUUCUAAACAGUAUACGACUUUCUGGCUUGCCAAAUCACUCUCUACGUCUUAAGGUUGGUGCACAUGUUAUGCUUCUAAGGAAUAUAGAUCCAAACGGUGGUUUGUGCAACGGUACAAGAUUGCAGAUUACCCAAAUGGGUAAUAAUGUUCUCCAAGCAAGUGAUAGAGAUAGAGUUGGGCACAAAGUUUUGAUUCCGAAGGUUCUUAUCAAACCGUCCUAGACCGAUACAAAAUUGCCAUUCAGGAUGAGGAGAAGACAGUUUCCAAUGUCUGUCGCUUUUGCGAUGACUAUAAACAAUCAAGGACAAUCACUUACCGAGGUUGGUUUGUUUCUACCUAGACCAGUUUUUUCUCAUGGGCAACACUAUUUAGCAUUAUCCAGGGUGACAUCAAAGAAGGGAUUGAAAAUUCUAAUUGUGGAUAAAGACGGACAAUCACAGAAACAAACAAUGAAUGUUGUUUUUAAAGAAGUUUUCCAGAAUCUGAGAAAUUGA